Messenger RNA from Oryzias melastigma (Indian medaka), 2909 nucleotides. RefSeq names its product carnitine O-acetyltransferase a (gene crata). Gene Ontology annotation, biological process: carnitine metabolic process, CoA-linked. Gene Ontology annotation, cellular component: peroxisome. The record is from RefSeq and is a predicted model, not a curated record. NCBI's taxonomy places the organism in Eukaryota, Metazoa, Chordata, Actinopteri, Beloniformes, Adrianichthyidae. The transcript is spliced from 14 exons. Gene Ontology annotation, molecular function: carnitine O-acetyltransferase activity. Bases 181 to 2088 code for a protein of 635 amino acids.
UAGCGUGGCAGUGACGUCACUCAGGUUUGCGCAGCGGCACUCCGGUGGCUGACGAACCUGCUGCUGCUUCGGGCUUGUUUGCGCCAUUUGGGACUGAAACGGGACAGUCAGAGAGCGGUAACGGAAGCGGGCUGACGGUGCAGCUGGACUCCGCGCAGGGGGCGUUCCUGUCGGGACAGAAUGUGGGGCAUUUGCAGAAAAACGGCGGUGGGGAUGGCGAAAGCGUGUGGAUUAGUGAGACCUCAGCACUUUGUCAAGCCGGUGUCGGUGACUCGGGUCUCCGGGAGAUACCGGUCACAUCAGCAGGGGUUGCCUACUCUGCCUGUGCCCCCCCUUCAGCAGACCUGUGAGCGCUACAUCGCUGCCUUAGAACCCAUCACAGACGUCGACGACCUGAGACACACCAAGAAGUUGGUGGAAGAGUUCCAGAAAACAGGAGGGAUUGGAGAAAGACUGCAGAGAAGCCUUGAAAAGAGAGCACGCCGUGCAGAAAACUGGUUGUCCGACUGGUGGGUUCAAGUGGCUUAUCUGGAGUACCGGAUGCCGGUGGUGGUCCAUUCCAGCCCUGGGUUGGUUUUGCCGCGGAGGACUUUCAGCGAUCAGAAGGAUCAAAUAAGGUUUGCUGCCAAACUUAUAGCAGGUGUUCUGGACUUUAAGACAAUGAUUGACAAUGAGACUCUGCCAGUGGAGUACAUGGGGGGGAAGCCCCUGUGUAUGAACCAGUACUACGAAGUUCUGUCAUCCUGCCGGAUCCCUGGUCUGAAGAGAGAUUCUGUGGUGAACCAUGCCAAGAGUUCCCCCCCGCCCAGACACAUUACUGUGGUACACAACUUUCAGUUCUUUGAGCUGGACGUGUAUAACAGGGAUGGGAGUCCGCUGACGGUGGAGCAGCUUCACGUUCAGCUGGAGAGGAUCUGCAGAGCUGCAGCAGAACCCAGCGCCGAGCCUGUAGGCAUCCUCACCACCAUGCAUCGGGAUUCCUGGGGAAAGGCCUAUCUAAACCUCAUCAAAGACAAGGUCAACAAAGACUCGGUUUCCAUUAUCCAGAGGAGCAUCUUUACACUGUGCCUUGAUGGAGCGAAGCCUCAAGUCACCGAGGAAACACACCGAAGCAAUGCUGCCACUCAGAUGCUCCAUGGUGGAGGCAGCCUUCAGCAUAGUGGAAACCGCUGGUUUGACAAGACUCUGCAGUUUAUUGUUGGACAAGAUGGGUCAUGUGGUGCAAACUACGAGCACGCUCCAGCUGAGGGCCCGCCCAUUGUGGCCUUAAUCGACCAUGUUGUGGAGUUCACGAGGAGGGCAGAAGCAGCUGAAUCUCCAACAUCAUCUUUACCUGUGCCUCAGAAAUUACUCUUUAACAUCACGCCAGACAUCAAGGAAGACAUUGAGGAGGCCAAGCGCAGUAUGGACAAACUAGCACAAGACCUGGACAUGAAGGUUAUGGUGUUUGAGCACUUUGGGAAAAACGUCCCCAAAAUGUAUAAGAUGAGCCCUGAUGCCUUCAUUCAGAUGGCCCUGCAGCUGGCCUACUACAGGAUGUACCAGAGCUGCUGUCCCACAUAUGAAAGUGCCUCUUUGCGUAUGUUCAGACGAGGCCGCACCGACACCAUCCGGUCAGCCUCGACGGCCUCUGCUUCCUUUGUCAAGGCCUUUGAUGACCCUGGUAAACAGAACACAGUGAAGCGUGACCUGAUGGAGAAAGCUGUGCAGGCUCACAGGUCUUACACCAACAUAGCAAUCAGUGGCCAAGCCAUAGACAGACAUCUGCUGGGCCUGAAGAUGCAGGCUGCUGAGGAAGAUCUUAGUGUUCCUGCCAUCUUCACAGACCCUGCCUACGCUAAAGCCCUACACUAUCAACUGUCCACCAGCCAGGUACCCUCCAAGACCGACUGCGUCAUGUGUUUUGGUCCGGUUGUACCCAAUGGGUAUGGUGUAUGCUACAACCCUAUGGAGGACCACAUCAAUUUUGCUGUGUCAUCAUUUAACAGCUGUAAGGAAACAAACGCGGGGCGUCUGGCUGAGGCAGUGCAGGACGCUCUACUGGAUAUGAAGAUACUCCUGGAAAAGACUCCCAAAUCCAAACUGUGAGGCUCAGCGUGAUCCAGUCCACCUUGUUGUCUGCAACGCAGAAGACAGCAGCUACAAGGAGUUCAUAGCGUGACUUGAGAGCUGUCAUUUGAUAGUUUCAUCCAGCUCUUAUCGCGUUGUUAAUCACCACUUUGCACUUUAAUAUUCUGUGAUUUUGCCUUGAAAGCAUUGCAACACUACAGUGUUGCUUUAGUUCCAGACUGUCUCUGGGAAAUCAUGAUACUCUGAUGUACUGAUUCACUAGAAAAGUAGAAGACUGAAUAUUAUGCAUUGAUGAUCAACCAUGUUAGGAUGUAAUUAAUAAUAAAUCAACAACUUUCAGGGGUCUGAAAUAUAAUAAUGAUGUCUGGAAUUUAUGUUUUUAUUAGCCAAAAAAUAAAACACAAAAUAAAUGUUAGCAGCUGAUCUCCUAACAAGCUAAUCCAAAUCCAUGAGUGCCUUAAACCUGUGGUGCUCUGAAUGUCUCCCUGCUGUUUUUGAAGAGUUGCUUUUGAAGUCAUUUUUAUGGUUUUGUCUGUUUAAACGUUUAUAAUUCUAAAGUGCAAUAGCAUGUUGAAUAUUGAAUCUAAAAGCUAGACAUUUUCAGCACAUUUACCUGAAAACUGAAAUGACUGAACUCUGUUGGUAGAGGACAUUUUUACUGUAAAGUUCUGUUGGCCAGUUAGCAGUUUAAAGGUGUGCAGCUCUGAUAAAUGAGAUGUAAUUAUUACAUUCAUAAAUUAAAAAAAUGUGCAAAAGUAUUGUAAAUGUUAUCAAACAAAUCAUGCUUACUUUGACAUUUUGUUUUGAAUAAAUUCAGACUUAACAAGUGACUGUUUAAA